UAUCUCAGGGCGACAGCUCCAGCGUCCAGGAGUCUGCUGGUCUCUGCCUGAGGCUUUGCCGGGCGCAUGGAGGGGCGGCCCCACGCGAAAUCCCCGGCCGGCCGGGGGAGGAGCCGGCGGGCUGCGGAGAGCGGGGCUGGGCGCGCCGGCCCGGCUGCUUUCGCUUUCGGUUCGCAGGAAAUGGCUGAGAGCGGCGAAGGGGCGCGCUGCACCCCGGCGGGGGGACGGGAGGGCGCCCGGGAGUCUCCCGGCGGCGGGGCGAGCUCCGAGCCGGGGCAGCGCGCAGGGGCCGAGCCCGGGGGCCGCCGCGGGCCGGAGCUGGCGCAGGGGCGAGGCGCUGACCUGAGCCCCGCCGAGUGGAGGGGACCCGCCCUAGUGGCCUGGUUACUCUCCUUAAUUGCGAAGGGCCCCGAGGCGUCCAGCCGCAGGGACCCGCCGGCCGGGGAGCCGGACACCCCGAGGCCUCAGCUCGGCGCUAACAGUGCCCGGGGUGCAGCUGGAACGGCCCAAGAGCUCCGGAAGACAGCGGAGAGGCUGCAGGCUCAGCUGGAGGCUCUGAAAGGCUCCUCGGACCCCGAGACACUGGAAUUCCUGCAGGCACUAGAAGCGCCCGUUAGAAUCGCCAGCCGCGUGCUCACUGAGAACCAGAGGCUCCGGCGGGAGUUGGAGGAGUUGAAGGGCAGGUUGGCAGCCCCACCACCCCUGGAACCAGCCAGCCGGCCUCCAGCUCCCUGGGCAUCAUCCCCCUGGACCUCCCAGCCAUCGCCCCUGUGGGCCACCCGGAGCACAGCCUUGCCCCUGCAGGUCUGCGUGAGCGGGAAGACGGCUGGCUGCGAGAGGCAGUUCUUGGAGCAGGUGGCCCAGCUCCUCGCGGCCCAGGGCAUCUCCCUGCAGGCCGGGGAGUACGAGCCGCACUCCAGCCGCCCGCUGCUGCUCUUCUGCCCGAUCUCGUCCCGCUCGGGCACAGACAUCAGCAACGCCCUGGAGAGGAUCCCCGCGGCGAGGAAGAUGAUCCUGGUGGUGCUGCAUCACCAGCCCAACGAGCGGGCCGAGCUCUACGCCAGCAGCAGGCGGGAGGCCCAGCACCCGGGACUCCUGCACACCGUGGACGGCUGCUUCUCCACCCAUUCCGGCUUCUACCAGUGCCAGGCCAACACUGCUGCUGUGGCCUCUGUGUCUGCCACCCUCCAGCAACUGGCCCUGGCCGGCCACUAGGGGGCAGCCCCUGCAGGAGGUGGCGGGAUCUGUGAGCUGGGAUGUGGCGUGUCCAUGGGGCUGGGUUACGCCCUGGUGACUGUACUGUCCUGACCAGUCCUAGCUGGGACUGCCUGGGUGGGGCCAGUGCUGUAGCAUAUUGGACUGUUACCCGUGGGAAUGAUCUUCUCUGGGCUGGAGCUGGUCCUACCAACCUCUGCUCCCCCUCCUGCCCACCAACUACCCUCGUGUCGGUCCCUCCCCUUCCCUAUCACACUUAGGGUAACGCUGUGCAGAUGCAUUAGUUCCUGCCACAUUAUACAGCUACCCCCUGCCUGUGCUAUGGGCCUUGUGCCUGGUUGUAUCUCCCCCACUGCCCCCAGCCCGCCCACAAACACUGAUCGGUCCCCACAGGGAUCUCGUGCGAGCCGUGUGAUGAGACAAGCUCUGGCUCUCUUGGAUUCUGUUACAGCUGCUCCCCCUCCCUGUGGCGGGGGCCUGGCAGGUGUGGAAGCGCUUUGGGCUGGACCCGGGGGCGGGAGGGCAGCCACUGUGCUGGGCACCUGUCACUCCUAGCCCAGUCAGGGCUGCAGCGGGA
Molecule: messenger RNA, 1792 nt
Organism: Mauremys reevesii (Reeves's turtle)
Lineage: Eukaryota; Metazoa; Chordata; Testudines; Geoemydidae
Exons: 5
Coding region: 67-1215 (382 amino acids)
Source: RefSeq, a predicted model, not a curated record